CAGCCUCGGGGGGUCAACAGGAGAGAGCGAUUCGAUCAUCGAGCGGGGAGUGGGCAAAGACAACACAAGGCAAGCGAUCUCCAGUCUGAUGCAGUCCACGUCGACAAGUCGGAGGUAGAUGGUUGACACAGAGCCAUGUCUCUCUGGAGAAUUGUCAAGAUAAAAGAAACGUACCAAAAACUGAGCAGGAAUCGACAUGUUUGGCUACGAUAUUCUCUGCUGAUGUCUCUAAUCCUACUGUUUCUGAGUCUUGCAAUUUACGAACGAAGCCUCCACUCUUCAGCCACGAUACAUUCCCUACUGGACAAGAGUCUCUGGGCGGAUGGACAGAUCGCCGGUGAUGACUACGUCAUCAAACUUGGGAAAAACCCUAGAGGAGAUGGACAGAACAUUAGUGACAAGAGAGUGCGUUAUAUCGUUUACACGUGUGAUGGGACGUAUUGCCACGGGUUGGGGGACCGGCAGAGAGCUAUUGUCAGUCUCUACUAUCUGUCCAUCGUGACCAAUAGAAAGCUGGUGAUUAACAUGACGCAGCCUUGGCCGCUCAGUGACUUCUACGAGCCGAGCGAGACAGACUGGACGGUGAACGAGGACGAGUUAAAGGACAGGAGUAGCACGUACCUUGUGUGUUUAGGCAAAAGAGGUAACCAGAUCAAAUGGGACUCGGUAAACUUCAACAAGAUGUACCCCCAGGAUGUUGUUUACAUCAUGACCAACCACGACUUCUACUAUCAACUGCGGAGCAACUCGCUCUAUCAAAGCAAGUUGCCCAUACGCAGAAAAUGGCGGGCUCAUGGCGAAGCGUGGAAAGCAAUGAUGCAUCCUACAGCGAAACUGCGCUCAGCUCUUAAUGACGAACUUACAAAAAUUGGCGAGGUCAUUCUUGAGGAGAAACGUGUUUAUUCAGAGACAAAUUUAAGCUCCACGAAUUGUAAAGCGGCCCGAGCUCAUUCACUUGGUAAAUCGAUGUACAAAGAAAAAAGAUUGCUAAAGCAAACUGAUGUGGAACACUCUCCAACGCAGAAAACUCAAGAAAAUGAAUCUCGAAUAGAUGUGUGCCGGUUCCCGCCUCCUCGUUUUCAGUACUCGGUAGUUUCAUUGAGUCCAAUCAAAUCGCUCAGAGGUUAUGACGUCAUUAAUAUGGACUUGGUUUGCGCGCAUGUGAGGAUAGGCCGUAGUGACACACUGCCCCAGGAGGAAUACCAGAGAAACGACCCAGAUUCUGUGGGCGGUUUGUGGAGGUUCUUGCAGCCCUACAUGAAAGCAGGACAUCACGCUUACCUCGCAACAGACUCGCAGCAGGUACGUGACCAGGCCAAGCUGGCGUUUGGUCACCGCAUGCACGUGAGUGAGCAGGAAAUCGUACACUUCGGCAAGACCGGCCUGGAGGAAGACAACUUGAGACUGGCGCUAACGGAACAGCUGCUCCUGUCUACCGCGUGCAGUGUCCUAGUGAUCAGCAAAAGUGGCUACAGCAUGCGCGCCGCCAUGUUGAGAGCCACACUGCAGGGAGACGACGGACUCUUCUUUUUCAAAAACGGAACAGUGAGAGAGAUCGACGCUGCGCAUUUGUUUUGAUGAUAUCUCAGAGUGUUUUGUUUUUAGGUGUGUGUGUGUGUGUUUGUGUGUGUGUGUGUGUGUGUGUGUGUGUGUGUGUGUGUGUGUGUGUGUGUAUGUGUGCGUGUUAUGCGUGUGUGGGUGUUUAUGUGUGAGUAUAAGUUUUUAUAUGAGAGUGAGGUAUGUGUGCAUGUGUGUAUGUUUGUGUAUGAAUGUGGGGAACAUUGUGUGUGGGAUUUUUUUCUUUCGUGUGUG
Molecule: messenger RNA, 1812 nt
Organism: Aplysia californica (California sea hare)
Lineage: Eukaryota; Metazoa; Mollusca; Gastropoda; Aplysiida; Aplysiidae
Exons: 5
Coding region: 136-1578 (480 amino acids)
Source: RefSeq, a predicted model, not a curated record